This is a messenger RNA of Scomber japonicus (chub mackerel), 4132 nucleotides long. It is a transcript of the gene arhgap42b, whose product is annotated as rho GTPase-activating protein 42. The record is from RefSeq and is a predicted model, not a curated record. Gene Ontology annotation, biological process: signal transduction. Bases 99 to 2795 code for a protein of 898 amino acids. The transcript is spliced from 25 exons. Gene Ontology annotation, molecular function: GTPase activator activity; protein binding. Lineage: Eukaryota; Metazoa; Chordata; Actinopteri; Scombriformes; Scombridae. Gene Ontology annotation, cellular component: cytoplasm.
UGGAAACGGGGCAUUAGAUGGCACUGCGUGAUGAAAAGUAACGCGUUUUAUAUGCCGAGUUAUAAAGUUUGAAAGGCAACUUUUGUCGCUGAGCUACAAUGGGACUCCCCACUUUGGAGUUCAGUGACUCUUUUUUGGACAGUCCGGACUUCAGAGAGCGUCUCAAAUGCCAUGAAAUAGAGCUGGAGCGGACGAAUAAAUUCAUCAAAGACCUCAUCAAGGAUGGGAAUAUGCUAAUCACUGCGCUGAAGAAUCUCUCCACUGCCGUACAGAAGUUCUCCCAGUCCCUGCAGGAGUUCCAGUUUGAAUGCAUAGGUGAUGCAGAGACAGAUGACGAGGUGAACAUUGCCCAGUCAUUCAAAGAGUUCGCCGAGCUGUUGAAUACUGUCGAAGAAGAAAGAAGACGCUUGAUUCAGAACGCGGAUGAUGUUUUGAUCACUCCCUUGGAAAAAUUUCGGAAGGAGCAAAUUGGUGCCGCGAAGGAAGGAAAGAAGAAAUUCGAUAAGGAAACAGAGAAAUACUAUUCCACACUUGAGAGACACCUCAACUUGUCAUCCAAAAAGAAGGAAGCAUAUCUGCAGGAGGCUGACACGCAGAUUGAUAAGGAGAGACAACUCUUCUACGAUGCCUCCCUUGAGUAUGUUUUCAAAAUACAGGAAGUGCAAGAAAAGAAGAAAUUUGAGUUUGUCGAGCCACUCCUGGCCUUUCUUCAGGGUUUGUUUACAUUCUACCAUGAAGGAUACGAGCUGGCUCAUGAAUUUGAGCCGUACAAACAGCAGCUCCAGUUCAACCUACAGAACACACGGAACAACUUUGUGAGCACCAAGCAGGAAGUGGAGAAGCUGAUGAAGAGGAUAAGGUCUGCAGAUCAGGACUAUAAACCCCCAGGCCAGUGGACGAUGGAAGGCUUCCUGUAUGUCCAGGAGAAACGUCCUCUGGGAUGCACAUGGACACGUCACUACUGCACAUAUGAGAAAGGCAGCAAGACCUUUACGAUGAGCAACACUGAAACUAAGUCGGCUGGGAAACAGAACGGGCUUGUUGUGAACCAGCCAGAGAUGUUCAAGCUCAAAUCCUGCAUUCGGAGGAAAACUGACUCCAUCGAUAAGCGUUUCUGCUUUGAUAUCGAAGUGGUGGAGAGAAAUGACAUCUAUCGUGGAACUCUUUUCAGACCACUUCAGUUUUUCUGUAAAGUCCGGCAUGGCGUUAUGACACUGCAGGCACUGUCAGAGUCCAACAGAAGAUUGUGGCUAGAGGCCAUGGAUGGCAAGGAGCCGAUUUACAACCUCCCUGCCAUACUGAGCAAAAAGGAAGAGACACUUCUUAAUGAGGCGGGCUUUAACUUUGUGAGGAAAUGCAUUGACCUGGUGGAGAUGAGAGGUCUAAAUACGAUGGGACUAUACCGGAUUGGAGGGGUCAACUCCAAAGUACAGAAGCUGAUGACCACAGUCUUUGCUUCCAAGGCACCUGUGGAUAUGGACUUGGAUCCAGAGACGUGGGACAACAAAACUAUCACCAGCGGUCUGAAGAAUUACCUCAGGUGUCUCUCUGAGCCUCUAAUGACCUUCAAGCUCCACAAAGAUUUUAUCAUGGCUGUCAAGUCAGAUGACCAGAACUACAGGGUGUGUGCUGUCCAUGCCUUGGUUCAUAAGCUGCCCGAGAGGAACAAGGAAAUGCUGGAGCUGCUAAUAAAACACCUCGUCAUAGUUUCCACCCAGAGCAAGUUCAACCUGAUGACAGUGUCCAACCUGGGUGUCAUCUUUGGGCCCACCCUGAUGAGGUCUCAAGAGGAGACUGUGGCAGCGAUGAUGAACAUCAAGUUCCAAAACAUUGUGGUGGAAAUACUCAUCGAGAACUGCAACAAAAUCUUCCACCAGCCUCCGGACCCCAAUGUGCCCCUGCCUCAACCCCAGAGCCGGCCUGGCUCCCGCAGAAGCAGAGCCAUCUGUCUGUCCACUGGGCCCAGGAAACCACGCAGCAUCUACACCCCAACACUGUGCCUCGCAGAUGCAGAAAGUGACACUUUCAGUAGCAGUCCAAGCAGCACCCCCAUGGGCAGCAUGGAGUCUCUGUCCUCCCACUCCUCUGAGCAGAACAGCUCCUCCAAAACAGCCUCCUGUGCUCAGGUCAAGGACAAGUCGCUGCUGGACCUCCGCCGAAUGUCAUCACAGCUCUCAAAUGGCCCCAGGAGCACGGUGUGUGUCAGCAGCCCAGAGUCCAGCUCCAGGGAGGAUGCAGGGCGUACAGAUGGAGAAUCAGAGGAUGCUCUCAGUGUGUCCUCAGUCAGCACCACACCCAGGCUGUCUCCUGCACCCAAAAAAGCACCACACAGCCACUUUGACCUCAGGCCACGACUGCUGAACCGCUCUGCUGCUCCCUCUCUCAAAUCACUGCAUAUAUCUGAAGGCCACAGGAGCUGCUCUGGAUCUGCCCAAAAUCUGUCAACACUGGAGUCCAAAGAGAGUUUAAAGCCUACUGAGCAUCCAGACCUUCCACCAAAACAAGUGCUCCGCCGCAGGAUGGACACCUCAGCCAGCAACGGCUACCAAAGACCUGGCUCAGUGGUUGCUGCCAGAGCACUGCUUUUUGAAAAUGCCUCUUCCCCACAGUCUGUACCAGUUGGAAGAGAUGCUAAGGCGAUGUAUUCCUGUGAAGCAGAGCACAGCCAUGAGCUAAGCUUCCCCCAGGGGGCGCACUUCUCAAAUGUCUACCCUUCUGUUGAACCAGGCUGGCUCCAAGCAACUUAUGAGGGAAAGACAGGUUUAAUCCCUGAGAACUAUGUUGUCUUCCUCUAGAAACAUUGAAUAUUUUUCAUGGUAUCCAUGGGAAAAAAAUCAUGUUUUUUGGUUUAUGUUGUUGUUGUUCUAAUUAUUGCUGGUAUCAUGUAUGUCAUGUCUGUAUUGUAUGCAUUUCUAGCAGAUACCAAACAGAGCAGUAACUGCUAAAACAGUGCUAGAAGUUCAAGCUCCAUUUUUUUUGUAAUGAAUUAAUUCUCAAAUGUUUGGGGAUUCUGCAGCUAGCCAGUAGUUAAGAGGACGUAGGUAUGGCAUGAUUGCUCUUACCUACAUGUAAAUACAGUAUAUUACCCAUGGACUGCACAGAUGUUUUUAGGCCCAGUAUUAGCCUACAGAAUCACAAAACAAGCACAUCCCAUUUCACAAGUUUUAUUCUCAGAAAUAUAUUAUCUUUUAACUUCCCACUAUAUCAAUGUAACACUCAAGUUGAUAAUGGAAAUCUGUAGUUUGAUAAACAUUUUGUAAUAACUGUAAUUGAACAAACUGUGAUUUAAAAUAAGGAUACUUAUCUAAUCAAUUAGAAAGAACAUAAUGAGUUUGCACCUUAACUUUAAUGUUUUUGGCCUGUGAUUAUUGUUCAUCUACUGAACCUGCUCACUGCUGCAGUGCACUUUCUGGUUAGCUUAACAGUACUGUACUGUACAUUAAUGCUCUUGAGUUUUUCUGUAAAUGCUAAUUAAAAAUAUUCACUUCUCCUAACAGUUUAUUACUAUAAAUUAUCACAUCAAAUAUAUUUCAUAUGUUAAAAAAAGUGAUUUUUUUAUUGUGUUGAAUGCUAUUUUUAUGAGGUGAAGGCUUCACCUUUAAUACCUGUUGUGUUACUGUGGUACACUGGUGGUACAAGCAAUGACAACAAGACAUGUAUUCUCUAUUACUGUAACAACAUUUCAAAAAUACAAAGUUCAUAGCCAUCCAAAAAGUUAACUUAAGUGAUACAGUUUCAGAAAAUGAAAAAGAUUAAAGAGAGAAAACAAUCAUCAAGCUUUUUGCCCUUUGGUUAUUACAAACUGAAAAGGCCUUUAGCUGGGCCACGAAAAAUGUAUUUGGGGAGUUAUUUGAGAAUGUGCACUCGCCAAGAUCAUGAUGUUCUUUUCCAUUUACAUCUAUGAGAAUGUGAGGUGGCCUUGGACAGCGAUGCCGGGAUAAUACUCCCUUACAGUCUUAACAUGCACGGGAAUAUCACGGAAAUUAUAUCUACAUCCUGAAUGUGCAACAUUUGGCAUUCUAUUUUGUUUUUCUUUUUGUAUGGCAAGCUUGUUUCCUUGCAAUCAUCUACUGUGUCUUGACGUUGUAUUAGCAUGUCUAUAAAUAAACAGCAUGAUUUAUUAGACCUAUGG